AUGGAAUUAAUUAUUUAUAAGCUUUAUCAGACCAUAAGGUUUGAUCAUUAAUUACUUGAACUAAUGGAAUAAAAUAUAGCUUGUUAAGCAUAUCCAGCCUUUGAAGAAAAGCAAAACAAAGAAUUACCACAAUAAUAUCAAUAUCCAAAAGAAUAACAAAAUGUUCCUGUUGGAUUUCCAAAUUAAUAAUACAUACCAAUCUAAUAAUAGUAGCCUUAUAUGAAUCCUCAAUAAGUAGUCCUAUAACCCAUAGUUAUCCAAUAAGUGAGAAGAACAAAUGCUGAAGGAUGUUCAUAUCCAACAGAUAUUUUGUGCCCUUAUUGUCAAAAACCAGUUUAGACAAUGAUUGAAUAUCAAUCAGGGUGCAGCACAUGGUUAGCCUGUAUGUUGUUGUUUUUGUUUUUCUUGCCUUUGUUCUUUUUGCCAUUUUGUUUUGAAGAAUGUUAAGAUAAGAUUCACAAAUGCCCAAAUUGUGGAAAAAGAGUUGGAAAGAAAAAAUAUAAAUUAUGUUGUUGA
Paramecium tetraurelia is the source of this 516-nucleotide messenger RNA. RefSeq lists its product as uncharacterized. The record is from RefSeq and is a predicted model, not a curated record. NCBI's taxonomy places the organism in Eukaryota, Ciliophora, Oligohymenophorea, Peniculida, Parameciidae. Gene Ontology annotation, molecular function: zinc ion binding. The transcript has 2 exons.